ACAGGGGGUUCAUUUAAAUGGGCUUCAGGGGGAGAGAAGCAGAUUAAAUUAGUUUGGGGGGAAACAAAGAGUCGGAACGACGCAUAAAGGCGGAUGCUGGAGAAGAGUUCACACUCGAAACUUAAGCAAGACUAUUUAGUUUUUCAGUGUGAAAACUUUCAACAGAAAACAAAAUGCGUGGCCUGUUAUCCACCCUCAUCGUGGUGCUGCUGGCCUUAAUGAUCGUGACCACAGAGGCGGGGAAAAACAAGAAAGAGAAGAAUAAAGGAGGUAAGGGUGGUUCGGACUGUGCAGAGUGGCGCUUUGGCAGUUGUGUGGCCAAUAACGGAGACUGUGGAGCAGGCACGAGGGAAGGCACCUGCAGUGAGCAGACCAAGAAAGUCAAAUGCCGAGUGCCCUGCAACUGGAAGAAAGACUUUGGAGCCGACUGCAAGUAUAAGUUUGGGAACUGGGGCGAGUGUGACGCAACCACAAGCACAAAGAGCCGCUCUGGCACUCUGGUGAAGGCUCUCUUCAGCGUCGACUGUCAGCAAACCAUCUCUGUGUCCAAACCAUGCACCACCAAGAUCAAAAACAAACCCAAAGGAAAGAAAGGCAAGGGGAAAGGAAACUAAAGGGAGCAUGAGAUCCAGAGGAGCAGUAAACACCCCGUGAUCAUCUGUCAUCCAAACACGGCCUUUUAUAUCUCUAUACUCAGUGUUCUUCAGCAUGAGCCGAACUCGCACUAUAGCCACAAACACAUAGCUUUAGAAGACUAUGACAGAGAACCAGCUGAGUGUCUGACACGUUAUGUGACUCUUUGAUGUGUGGGGGAGGGGAGAAUAAAAUGCCGUUGCUUAGCGUGUGGUGCCCUGUAGUUGACCCAUUCCUCUGAUGUUUCCCUCCAGCACAGAUCUCUCUCUCUCUUUCUCUCUCUCUCUGUCGUUACUAUCUAUCAGCUGUGUAAGCCUCAGGCCUCUCAUUUGCUAAAGGACAACAAUCACUAGAAUUCAAUCAGACACAUCUGUUUUAUUACUGUUUUACUUACACAUUUGCUUUUGUAAAAUUGUGUAAUUUACAGGAUUAUAUUACUAGUAGGGUAUACAAGUAGUGUUUGGAUAAGUCACCCUUCUCUUUUUUUGUAUCCUAAAAUAUAAAACUGAGGAGUGUUGUUUGAAAUAAAUGAUUUCUCUUUUUCUAUAAAAGGUGUAGUUUAUGUAAAAGUGAAAAUACCCCAAUACUGUUACAGUACUUUUCUUUUCUUUUUGACUCGACUGUUACUAACAGACCUAAGGGUGACCUAAGAGGGUUACCAGCAUUAAACUGCAUGGAGAGGAGACCGUU
This is a messenger RNA of Carassius auratus (goldfish), 1323 nucleotides long. It is a transcript of the gene mdka, whose product is annotated as midkine a. Bases 174 to 614 code for a protein of 146 amino acids. Gene Ontology annotation, molecular function: growth factor activity. The record is from RefSeq and is a predicted model, not a curated record. The transcript is spliced from 5 exons. Lineage: Eukaryota; Metazoa; Chordata; Actinopteri; Cypriniformes; Cyprinidae.